Aquila chrysaetos chrysaetos is the source of this 3725-nucleotide messenger RNA. RefSeq names its product PDZ and LIM domain 4 (gene PDLIM4). The transcript has 7 exons. Bases 88 to 1083 code for a protein of 331 amino acids. Gene Ontology annotation, cellular component: adherens junction; stress fiber; Z disc. The record is from RefSeq and is a predicted model, not a curated record. Gene Ontology annotation, biological process: actin cytoskeleton organization; muscle structure development; heart development. Gene Ontology annotation, molecular function: muscle alpha-actinin binding; actin binding. Lineage: Eukaryota; Metazoa; Chordata; Aves; Accipitriformes; Accipitridae.
CGUGGCGGGGAGGCGGGAUCGAUCCGUCCCGGUAAUUAGGAGAAGCGCGAAGUGGCUCGAUCGAGCAGAGCCCCUUCCACCGUCGUUAUGUCCCAUUCGGUGGUCCUGCGUGGUCCUUCGCCGUGGGGUUUUCGCUUGGUGGGCGGGAAGGAUUUCAGUGCUCCGCUGACCAUCUCCAGGAUUAACCCUGGCAGUAAAGCAGCCAUGGCAAACCUGUGCCCAGGAGAUAUUAUUCUGGCAAUUAAUGGAGAGAGCACAGAGAACAUGACACACCUAGAAGCACAAAACAAGAUCAAAGCAUGCAUGGACCAGCUGCUGCUCUCCGUGAACAGAGCUGAAGGGAAGACCUGGUCACCCCCUGUUCUGGAAGAUGGCAAGGCUCAAGCGUAUCGGAUCAACAUAGAGCCAGAACCGCAGGACAACGGGCCUGCCCAGAGCAGGAGGCCGAUGAUGCCCCACGGGGCUGGGGGCAGCCCCAUGGACAACAAGCAGAUGCCGAACGUGCAGCACCAUCACCCGACCCGGCUCUACGCUAACAGCGGCUCCGAGGCGGCUCUGCCGGGCCAGCUGAGCGGGCUCCACAUCGCUCCUGCCCAGAGCCUCGACCCCUUGAAGUCUCUCCCACGGAACAGAAAUGGGAUUGACGUGGAGUCGGAUGUGUACAAGAUGCUUCAGGAUUACGAAAAGCCCGUAUCGGAGCCUAAGCAGUCUGGAUCCUUCCGAUACUUGCAGGGCAUGUUGGAGGCCGGCGAGAACGGUGAAAAACUCGACAAACUCAGCAACCCCCGAAACAUCAAGUCCCCGGUGUCAAAGCUUGGCGGUGCCAUGUCCGGGCUGCAGAUGCUCCCCGAGUGCACCCGCUGCGGGAACGGCAUCGUGGGCACGAUCGUCAAAGCUCGGGACAAGCUCUACCACCCCGAGUGCUUCAUGUGCGACGACUGUGGCCUCAACCUGAAGCAGCGAGGGUAUUUCUUCAUCGAAGAGCAGCUGUACUGCGAGACGCACGCGAAGGAGAGGGUUAAGCCCCCCGAGGGAUAUGACGUGGUGGCUGUUUAUCCAAACGCUAAAGUUGAACUUGUCUAAACCCAGGCUGUGCUCUGGAGAGGUCGGGCGGCCGCGCGCCCACCCACGUCCUCCCCGCCGGCUGCGCAAUGUGGCUGUAAUCAGCCCCGAUUACCAAAGCCCAAGUUAAAAUGCCUUUUCCUAGAUAAAACCGUUUACACUUGGGAUCUCCAGGGGAUGGUGUUGAAAGCAUACGAACAGGUUUUUCCCUUCUUCUUGUCACUCUGCUUUUUGGGUUGCUGUGUUGGGUUAUUAGUCUGUGCCAUAACCUUAUCCAACCAAGAUCUGUGUAAAUAUUGAUUAAUUCUCUGCUCUGUUUCAUAUAAAACCAGUAUUCCUUUUUUUGCCCCCCUCUUCUGAAAAAGCGAGGAAGAUGUUUUAAAAGCUGAAAGAAAAUAAGGCACUUUAACAAAAGAAGCUGACUCCUAUAUCCUGACCUUAAUCUCCUGCCCUCCGGCUGCCCCGGUGAUUAGAAACCAACCCCCUGAGGAGUCUGGGACGUGGUACCGGUGGGUUGGGGUCCCCGGCUCAGCCCCAUCCCCGCAGAUGUGCCAAGGAAGGGCGGUCUCUUAAAACAGUAUUUGCUGUGAAAUUCCCUGGGUCAGGGCACUGCAGUUUGAGGCUGACACAGACCGAUCCAAGUUUCCCGAGAGAUCUCCACACUGAGCGUGCGAUGAGGCUUUUUUCUUCCUUCUUCCACUCUUAUUCAGUUGUUCUCUGUCAUCUAAUCAUCCAAGCACACCUUUAAAGGACACUGAAAUAGCACAGAGCCCACCUCGGCUAUUCCCACCUCCCAUGCUCCUGCCCCCCAGCUGUCCUUGCUUUGGCUGUUCUGGCUCUUCUUCCCCAGCUUUUGCUGUAUUUUUGUAGUCCUUUAUUUCUCGAUCCCCAGAUUGCUGCCAUCUGGGUCUGCCUCCCAGCAGGGAGGCGGUGAUGAAAUCCCUCCAGGCACUUAGGAAGUAACUGGAGUGGGGGUGAGCCCCAAGUCCAGAGGCAGUGGCUUUGGAUUUAUACCCGUAUACCAAGGCUGCGCUUUCAGCCAGGUCCAUCAUCCACUUUAUUUGAUGGGGAAGAGGUUUUGAGGAUAUUGGGAUGUCGCUUUGUUGGAGAAGUGGUUUUUUUUUUUUUUCAUGUUAGUGUUUGGAGGGGAGAGAGAAACAGAGUUUACUCACGCAGCUGCUGGAUGCCACUGCGCGUGGUGGUAGGAGCCGUGGGUUUGGUACCACGAGGUUACUUCUGCUUUGCGACAGCCUCCUUCCUCCUCCUCACCUGAGAGAGGGAGGACGUGGGGGAGAAAAAGAAAUGUCUAUGCUUGCUUCCCUUCUGUGGAGAAGGAAAAUAAGAGAUGGGGUGAUGGCCAAAGCACUCCUUCCCCUUCUGGCUCUCCAUAACAGGGGUCUGAGAAAUCUGGGACUGGAGGAGGGUCGGGAACAUUAUCCUGGUUGGGGCUGAGCACGCAAUUUCUUCCUACAGGUUCUGCACCCCAAAAGGGAGUAAGGAUUUUAGGGUGUUACUGGGCUACAUCUAGACCUCUUCAUGCAGUGCCUUACAGGGACUGGAGCAGCUCCUGCCCUGUGCCCGGCAGGAUUGGGCUGCCCGAGCGUGCAGCUCCCUCCGGCCGGGUACCGCCUCGCAGCCGCAGGGAUGCUGACCAUGCGCGUUCCUGCUAGUAGCAGAACAUCCACCUCCCCCUCCUCCUACCAUCAGGAUUUGUAAUUAUUAAAGUACAAGUAACACGUGGAAACUUUUAUCACAGCGCUGAGCCUCGUUUUUCUUGUAUUUGCAUAGCCUUGCUUGGUAGGUUGGACCAUCUGAAGGGAAAUACUUGGGACAGCUUUAAAUGAUGAGGAGACUAACAAUGAUCAGGUGGGAAGUGUUACUGCCCCUGUUUGCAAGCCUCUGCUUGGAGCUCCUUAGUUUUCCAUCAUCAGAAACAUUUGUUCUGAAUUCCUCCAUUAACUUUGCGUGUUGCUGGGCCGAGCUCUGGUGCCCGUAGCUUGAAAGUUCAGGCUUCACCCAAACCCAGGACUGAAGCCAGCUCGGCUGAGCAAUGGAAAACUCACGACACGAAUGGCGCAGGGGGCUUUUCCCAUUUUCGACGGCCGCAGCUGCCAGCUGGGGCUGCGUGUCACGCUCUGCAGCUCUUGUCCCUUGUGCGGCUCCAUCUGCGCGGCGGUUGUGUCCUGUGGGGAUGCCAGGCGUCCUGCAGCCUUGGCCCAGGGAACACUUUACAAAUUCAUAAAUUGUUCCAUUGCCCUCAUUUUGCACACCUAACUGAGCGGGCUGCUGGCGGGGCAUCCUUGCUGGUCUUGCCUGGCUGCUGUACCAGUACAGCACUGGGAGUGCUGGGCAUGGGGCUUUUCUUUUAAUUUGAACCCAAGUUCCCACAAAUCAGUUUUUCCAUGCGGUUGUCUCGUGAUACCAUUUCUUAGGAGUAAUCAACUCAUUUGAUCCCUCCAUGGAAUUUGAAGCUGGAGCCGCCUCGCACAACCCCAUCCCGAGGCACAUUGAUUCCUGGCUUCGGGCCAUCUCAUUCACAUUAUGGGGUUUGCAGGACCUGCCGCAAGCGAGACUCCCGUGUCACCAGGUAAUGCUAUUUAACUCUGUAAAACGUGGGGAGGGCACCAUUUGUAUGAAAUACGAAAUAAAAUUGUAUUGUCGGU